This is a messenger RNA of Penicillium antarcticum, 1536 nucleotides long. It is a transcript of the gene hat1, whose product is annotated as histone acetyltransferase catalytic subunit HAT1. Gene Ontology annotation, cellular component: nucleus. The record is from RefSeq and is a predicted model, not a curated record. Gene Ontology annotation, biological process: subtelomeric heterochromatin formation. The transcript has 4 exons. Gene Ontology annotation, molecular function: histone H4 acetyltransferase activity. Lineage: Eukaryota; Fungi; Ascomycota; Eurotiomycetes; Eurotiales; Aspergillaceae. Bases 1 to 1536 code for a protein of 511 amino acids.
AUGGCGAGUGAAGCUGGAUGGUCCUGCGACGCCAACGAUGCGGUCCAUAUCACUGUCGUUCAGCCCGGCGAAAAGAAGCCCAAGACACUUUCGACCUUCCACCCUCAAUUCACAUAUUCUAUUUUCGGCGACGAUGAACAAAUCUUUGGUUACAAGGGGCUGAUUAUCCGUUUGCGCUUUGCCGCUCAUGAUCUGCGCCCUCACAUUCACAUUUCCUACGAUGAGAAGUUCAAGCCGAUCGGCGAUACACAAGCUCUCAAUCUUCUCGAUACAUUAAAGCCUUUUGCUCAGGAAGAGGCAUUCGGCAACCUUGAAAACUACGAGAGAGCUGUCCAGGAGGACCCAAACGCCAAAGACUUCAAGCCCCCGGGCGAGUUUGUCAUCGGAUACGAUGUUGGCGACAGAAAAUAUGAGAUCUGGGCUGGAUCGCUCGCAGACCCGGAAGUGCGGAAACUUCUGGAUCGCGUCCAGAUCCUCGUCUCCCUCUUCAUUGAGGCCGGAACUCCUCUGGAGACUGAUGAUCCAGAAUGGACUCUUGAGCGGUGGACAGUCUACUUCGUAUAUGAGAAGGUGACACCCCCCACACCAACAGCCUCGUCAUACUCCAUUGUUGGGUAUGCGACAACGUAUCGCUAUUGGCGUUACCAGCGAGAUAACUCGGAGGUUCCCACAGUCAAGAACAGCGACUUCCCACUACCGGAAGUCAAGGUCUCCGAACUUCCCUCUCGGAUUCGCAUUGCGCAGUUCCUCAUUAUCCCAUCGCAUUCCCGCUCCGGUCACGGCAACCAAUUAUACACCACAAUUCACGCUGCCUGCAUCGCAGACCCAACCGUUGUGGAAUUGACCAUCGAAGACCCCAAUGAACAAUUUGAUGCACUCCGCGACACAGCUGAUUACACUCUGCUGCAACCAGAGUUCCUGAAGCACAAUGUCAAUCUCAACCCUGAUCCGCUUGGAUCGUAUUCGCAAAAGAAACGGCCCCGCGUAGUGCCAACCUCUGCCCUAAUUCCCACCAAACUUCUCCACGAUAUCCGCACAUCAUUCAAGAUUGAAACCACCCAAUUCGCACACGUCCUGGAGAUGUAUCUUCUAAGCCAAAUUCCCAAGAGCCAUCGCCUGGCUGGUGGCACAAACCUUGCCCGGCUCUUGAUCAAGAAGUACAAGGCCACCGACGAAAACGACCGUCGCUACUACUGGUGGCGCAUGCUCACCAAGCAGCGUCUCUAUAAGAAGCACAAGGAACUCCUGAACGAAUUGGAGCUUCUUGACCGUGUGGAAAAACUUGAUGCUACAGUCCAGAACGUGGAAGAGGGAUAUGAAAUCACUUUGGAUGCGCUCGAGGAUCGCUUGUCAGAGGGUGAUGGAAAAGAUGGAGAAGAUGGAGAGGGAGAGUGGGAAGACCUGCGAGAGAUUGGAGCUCCCACUGGAAGCCGGGAUAAGCGUGUCAAGCGCAAACUUACAGUCAUGGACGAUGAAGAUGAGGAGGAGGAGGAGGAGGAGGAUGGAGCUGGGCUUGCCAAGCGCCCAAAGAACUAG